AUGGCGGCGGCGGGCCUGCUGCUCGUGCUGCUGGGGCUGUGCAGCGGCCGCGCGGCCGCCGGGCAGCUCCGCUACUCGGUGCGGGAGGAGCUGCCGCACGGCGCCUUCGUGGGCAGCGUGGCGAGCGACCUGGGCGUGGAUCCGCGGCGCCUGGCGGCACGGGGAGCGCGGCUCACCUCGGGCAGCGGGCGGCACUACCUGGAGCUGGAGGCAAAGCGCGGGGUGCUGCUGGUGCGGGAACGCAUGGACCGGGAGGUGCUCUGCGAGCUGASCCCUUCGUGCUUCCUCAACCUGGAGCUGAUCAUUGAGCAGCCCAUCGAGGUGCACAACGUGGAGGUGGAGGUGCUGGACAUCAACGACAACGCGCCACGCUUCCCUCGCCAGGACUACCGGCUGGAAAUAAGUGAGUCUGCUGUGCCCGGGGCCCGCUUCCACAUCGAGAGUGCCCAGGACCCUGACGUUGGUACCAACUCCGUGCAGAGCUACCAGCUCAGCCCCAGCCACCACUUUGCCCUGGAUCUCAAAGGCUUCCAGAGGGGRAGCAAACUCCUAGAGUUGGUGCUGCAGCAGCCACUGGACCGGGAACAGAGUGCCCUGCAGCAGCUGGUGCUCACUGCUGUGGAUGGUGGGGACCCCCCCAAGUCUGGCACAGCCCAGAUCUCUGUACGGGUUGUGGACACUAAUGACAACCCACCUGCCUUCGAUCGCUCUACUUACACCGUGAGYCUCCUGGAGAAUGCCCUACCUGGCACACUAGUAGUCAAGCUCAAUGCCUCAGACCCUGAUGAGGGCUCCAAUGGGGAUGUGAUCUACUCCUUUGGCAGCUACACACCGCAGAAGGUGAGACAGCUUUUUAGUGUGGACCCACGCUCGGGGGAGGUAAGGGUUAAUGGUACCUUGGACUAUGAAGAAGCAUCUUUUUAUGAGAUCUAUGUGCAAGCCACUGACCAGGGCCCUGUCUCCAUGGCUGGGCACUGCAAAGUGCURGUCAACAUUGUGGAUGCUAAUGAUAAUGUUCCUGAGGUGGAGCUGACUUCCCUGUACAGCCCAGUACCAGAGGAUGCAAAGGCAGGAACUGUGGUAGCCCUGAUGAGCGUCACUGACCAGGACUCAGGACUGAACAAGCAGGUGGGCCUGCGUAUCCCCCCUGGCCUCCCCUUCACCCUCAACUCCUUCAAGAACUCCUAUACCCUGGUCACUCAGGGCAACCUGGACCGUGAGAAGGCAGCAUCCUACAACAUCACAGUUACGGCUACUGAUUCUGGGAGGCCCCCUCUCUCUUCCCAGAAGGUGAUCCACGUGGAGAUCUCUGACAUCAAUGACAACCCCCCACACUUUGAGGAACCUGCGUACUCAGUUUACAUACCUGAGAACAACCCCCUUGGGGUCUUACUGUGCACUGUCAAAGCCACCGACCCGGAUGUUGCCAAAAAUGCCUAUGUAUCCUAUUCUCUACUGGAUGGGGAGAUCGAAGGGCUACCUGUCACCUCCUAUGUCUCUAUUAAAUCGGAUAGUGGUAACAUAUAUGCUGUCCACUCCUUUGACUAUGAGACACUAAGGGAGUUCCAACUAGUUGUCCAGGCUCAGGAUGCUGGGAUCCCACCACUGAGCAGCACAGUCACUGUCUACAUUUAUGUCACAGAUGAAAAUGACCAUGCUCCACAGAUCCUGUAUCCUACCUCAACCAACACUUCAGCAGCCCUGGAGAUGAUCCCACGCUCAGCAAAUGCUGGAUAUUUGGUAACCAAAGUUAUAGCUAUUGAUGGGGACUCAGGGCAAAAUGCCUGGUUGUUUUUCUACCUGGUACAAACCUCAGACUCAGAUCUUUUCAGAGUGGAGCUCCAUAGUGGGGAGAUUAGGACUACUCGCAAACUGGGGGAAGAGAGCKCACCUACUUUCAACCUGACGGUGGAGGUGAGGGACAAUGGAGAGCCAGCGAUGUCUUCAUCAGUGGCCAUCAAUGUUGCUGUGGUGGACAGAGUUUCCAAAAUCAUCCCUGACACAAGAAGGCACGUUAAAAGUACGAGGAAUUACUCRGAAAUCACUCUUUAUCUCAUUAUCGCUUUGAGCGCCAUCUCCUUCGUUUUCCUUUUCGCAAUUAUUGGGCUUAUUAUUAUCAAGUGCUACAGAUAUAGUCUGUAUGGGGACUCCUGCUGCGCCGGUUUCUGUGGGGUCAGAGAACGGUGCCCUGCUGAAAUGUAUAAGCAGGCCAACAACAACAUUGACACUAGGUUGCCCCCCGGUUUAAAAGUGCAGCCCCAUUUCAUUGAAGUGAGGGGCAACGGGUCUCUCACUAAGACCUACUGCUAUAAGGCAUGCCUAACUGCAGGAUCGGGAAGUGACACUUUUAUGUUUUACAAUACCUGUGGCCCAACAGGAACUGGUCCCUCUGCAGUGAUGGCUGAGAGGCAUCUGACAGGACAGAGUGGGCAAAGUGCACAAAACCUGAUCAUACUUAAAAAUGGCUCCAUUACUCCUAACGAGCCAAAACACCCMAAUCCUGACUGGCGUUACUCUGCGUCCCUAAGGGCAGGAAUGCAAAGUGCUGUGCAUAUGGAGGAAGCAGGAAUCUUACGUGGAGGACCAGGAGGGCCUGAUCAGCAGUGGCCAACAGUCUCCAGUGCUACUGCAGAGCCUGAGGCGGGAGAGGUGUCCCCCCCAGUGGGAGCUGGUGUGAACAGCAACAGCUGGACCUUUAAAUUUGGACCCGGCAAUCCCAAACAAGGUGGUCCUGAAUCUAAAAAGCAGACACAAGUUUCCUUUCUCCUACGCCGAAAAGGAGAAUCUUCACAGUACAGCCAGUGAGAGGUUGGACUCUCUGCACUGUGGUUCCUGUGCUCCUGUCUUGAUGACACUCAUAGACAGGUUUAAAAGUUUUAAUAUUGUGCAGCCUAUAUCUGAUUGGAAAUAUAUGUGUGCAGAUGUCAGCUAGGUGAUGUGAGAUCAGAUUAUGAGAUGCAAGAAGAGCUGAUAAAUACGCAACAGAGGAAACACCUAAUGAACCAAAAUGUUCAAAGAUGUUCGGGCUGGGAAGGAAAUGUCUGAAAGGAGAUGACCAGACUUUUCAAAUCUUGAGAAGUAGCUGUGUGGGAAUACUGAAUCCUGUACAUGACGUAUUGUACACACUCCUGCAAAUCAAACCUCACAUUUACAGCUCUUUAAUAUACCGUAAAUUAUAUCUCUGACCAAGCCAUUGGGAAUAUUAUCCCUUAAAGCCCUGCAUUAUGCUGGCAAGGCUAGCCCUCAGAGUGUAAGAAGGGCAGGGCUGACAUCCCAGGAAUGUAACUGACUGUGAUGCUCUGUGUCCCUAUUUCCACUCUAAUAUUAUUUUGCACAUUAUGUCUCUGAAAAAAGUCAGAGGUUUUCCAUGACACUUAUGCAAAAGAGAGAGAGAAAAGAAACAUGUUAACUAUGCUAUUUGUUGUUUGAGAUAUUUAUUUAUAAAGAAAUAUAGCUGUAAAUGUAAAAAAAAAAAAAAAAAAAGCCCUUUAACCCAAACAAAAGUCAGACUAGAGCCAUUAUAAAUUAAAUUGCUGCUAUUAAAGUGCUUUAGAAAAAUUGCCUGAAACAUCUGUAUUAUAUCGGCCACUUGCCAAUAACAGCUUUAUUCUGUCGGGUCACUUGGGGGCUGCCUCUUGCAUGUAUUAAUAAAUACAGUAAUUUUUUUUGCAUUAAUAUGCACUUUGAAUACACAUUUGCAAAUGAACUGUCCUAAUAUGAAGAAAUAAAAGCAAACUCCUCACACAAAUGGAUUUACUAGCCUGCUAGCUCUGUGCAGUACCUUGGUGUUACCUCCCACAAGCCCUUUUCUGAUUUUAGUUUUACUUUUAUAUGAGAUUAUGAAUUGCUGACCCUACUAACACUCAUUAUGUAAAAUUCAAGUACUGUAUGUAUGCUGUAUGCUCUUAUAAGAAUCCUGAAAUAUUUAUUCUGUGCUUGUGUAUGUGAAUGUCAAUGCAACUAUUAUUAGGGUGGACAUUAAGCUUUACUGUUGAAUGUAAAUC
Molecule: messenger RNA, 4004 nt
Organism: Nothoprocta perdicaria
Lineage: Eukaryota; Metazoa; Chordata; Aves; Tinamiformes; Tinamidae
Gene: PCDHAC2
Product: protocadherin alpha subfamily C, 2
Exons: 5
Coding region: 1-2805 (934 amino acids)
Biological process (GO): homophilic cell-cell adhesion
Cellular component (GO): plasma membrane
Molecular function (GO): calcium ion binding
Source: RefSeq, a predicted model, not a curated record